ACAUGAUACAUGAAGGUUUAAUGCCGUAAGCAGUCGGCCAUUAAAGGUUUUUCUGAAGGUUCAUCUUAAAUUAAAAGAGUAUCCAAUCUUCUAAAGAAAACUAUUUGGUAUCGCAAUGGGGAGAAAGAAGAAAAAGCCUUCAAAACCUUGGUGCUGGUAUUGCAAUCGAGACUUCGAUGAUGAAAAAAUUCUUUUACAACAUCAGAAAGCUAAACAUUUCAAGUGUCAUAUAUGCCACAAAAAACUUUAUACAGGACCUGGACUAUCUAUACACUGCAUGCAGGUACACAAAGAAACACUUGACCGAGUGCCGAACUCUCUUCCCAACAGAGGAAACAUUGAAAUAGAAAUUUAUGGCAUGGAAGGAAUCCCAGAAUCUGAUAUUAGAGAUCAUGAAGCCCAAAAACAAGCUGGCAGAAUUACAACUGCUGCAGGUGCAGACAGUAGUGAUGAAGAAGGAGGUUCUUCAGCAAAACGGGCAAAGACAGCUCAACCUGCAGUUCAAGAAUCAUCAACACCAAGUAUUCAAUCCAUUGGAACCAUGCCGAUAACCCCAAUGCUUGCAUCUCCUUUCAUGGGAAUGGGUCCCAUGAAUCCAUACUUAGGACAUUUACCCUUACCAAUGAUGGGAUCUGUGCCACAAAUGCCUCUCCCUGGUGGGGCGGUUUCAUCACCUCAGACACCAUCUAAGCCUCUUUUUGCAUCCUCUAGUAGUCCUUCAUCAAGCAACAGUGCCUCCAAACCAGCAUUUGCUGCAUAUGGUUCUGGUGGUGCUGGGGCAACUAUUGUUGGUGAAUCAACUGUUCCAAAAAAGUCAGGUGUCAUUGCUACUCAAGCUGGUUCCAGCAAAAUAAUGCACCCAGAAGAGGAUCUCUCAUUGGAAGAGUUGCGAGCCAGGUGCCAUCGAUAUCAAAGAAGCGCUGUACCUACAAGUAUGCCUCAGGUAUCGAUUGCCAGCCCACAAAGUGCUACUGUUACUCCUGUCAGCUCUGUAAGCAGCGGACAAAUGGGCUUGCCAAUGGGCCAUCUCCCAGCCGGGAUGAUGAUCCCGAUGCCUAUGACACACAUGGCGCUCCCCCCGCAUAUGCAAAUGGGAAUGGCCCCUAUGGGACUUCUCCGAGCACCGCACAUGCAUCCUGGCAUGCCUGGAGGAUUCUCUCCAUAUGGUGCCCCUCUUGGUUUUCCGAUGAUGCCACCGCGCUUCCGGUAGGGAAUUUGAACUGGACUAUUCAAAACUUUUGAAAUUCCUCGUAGAAAAAAAAACUUCACAUGUCGUUCUUUAAUUCUCCCUCGCGAUCAUGACUAAUAAUUAUUGAUUUUUUUUUUUUUCAUAAAAAGAUGAAUUACUUUUUUUCUACUUAUUCAUCCCUUUUCUCUCCCCGAGUAUGCGUGGUCUUUGCAGGCGCCAUCUAAGUGAGUGUAGACAUUUUUAAAAUUUUUUCUUUCAUUCUUGAUUGAUCGGACUAUCCGAAUCGUUAUACUUGAUAACGGCAAUGUCAAUCACGUAAGUACGUUUAAUCACUGAUGGUCAGCUCUACUUUCUUUCGCUAUCUUCACCAAUCUCACACUAUAGUGUACCAUAAUUUUAAGUAACUGGGCGUUUAUGUGAAUGUAGUUGGUUCGUCCUCUCCGUCUCGCUGAAAGAGAACAAUACAAGGCAAGUCCCAUCAAA
Messenger RNA from Daphnia pulicaria, 1672 nucleotides. RefSeq names its product BUB3-interacting and GLEBS motif-containing protein ZNF207-like. The transcript is spliced from 6 exons. The record is from RefSeq and is a predicted model, not a curated record. Gene Ontology annotation, molecular function: DNA binding. Bases 116 to 1210 code for a protein of 364 amino acids. Gene Ontology annotation, cellular component: nucleus. NCBI's taxonomy places the organism in Eukaryota, Metazoa, Arthropoda, Branchiopoda, Diplostraca, Daphniidae.